This is a messenger RNA of Tachysurus vachellii, 1763 nucleotides long. RefSeq names its product nudix (nucleoside diphosphate linked moiety X)-type motif 1 (gene nudt1). The transcript has 4 exons. Gene Ontology annotation, molecular function: 8-oxo-7,8-dihydroguanosine triphosphate pyrophosphatase activity. Gene Ontology annotation, biological process: DNA protection. Lineage: Eukaryota; Metazoa; Chordata; Actinopteri; Siluriformes; Bagridae. Bases 111 to 581 code for a protein of 156 amino acids. The record is from RefSeq and is a predicted model, not a curated record.
AACACACCGGAAAGCGGGUGGGGUGUAAACACACGCACGUGUAGUCUGAUUUUACCGUAAUAUUCAGUAUUUCGAUUAAAACAAUCAACCUUUAAUACGUCCUUGAAAAAAUGUUUACAAGGAAGCUGCUGACGCUGGUGCUGGUGGUGCAACCUGGCCGUGUGCUGCUUGGCAUGAAGAAGCGUGGCUUUGGGGUGGGGAAAUGGAACGGUUUUGGGGGUAAAGUUCAUCCUGGGGAGAGCAUCGAACAAGCAGCGAGACGAGAGCUGCUGGAGGAAAGCGGCCUCACUGUGAACACGCUGCACAAGAUCGGACACAUCACGUUCGAAUUCGUCGGAGAAACAGAGCUGAUGGACGUGCACGUGUUCCGGGCCGACGAUUACAACGGCGAGCCGACCGAAUCGGAAGAAAUGAGGCCUCGGUGGUUCGAUCUGGACAAAAUCCCCUAUGGUGAAAUGUGGGCAGACGACGUGUUCUGGUUCCCGCUGAUGCUGCAGAAGAAAAAGUUCUUGGGCUACUUCAAGUUCCAGGGUCAUGAUGUGAUAUUGGAGCAAAAGCUGAAUGAGGUUCAGGAGUUUUGAUCUGUUAUCUAUUACGUGAGCAGAGGUACAAGGAGACGACCCUCUGUUCACACUCGACUGUAGGGACAAAAUCAUCAGCUUGUCCUGGUGACACAUGGGGCCUGUUCAGACAGGAUUAUAACACACGUCCUGGAGGAUGCGAGUCCUCAGAUGACCACUUGUACAUUAGUUAGUGUUAGUGUACUUUUUUAUUCAUUUGUACUUUUGUUAGUGUACUUUUUUAUUAGUGUAUUUUUUUAUUCAUUAAAACACCGAAUAUAGAAGCUGUAACUAACACCGUUACACUGGAAUACUGUAGAACUUGAUGUUAUCUUCUUCUAAAAUAUUAAGCCUCAGAUAGCUUUUAUUUCCACUAUGCACUAAUCUGAGCACUAAAUUAGGUGUACAGUAGUGAUGUUAUCAGCCCUGUAAGCUGCACUUUAUACUCUGUACCGUUUAUACUCCAUACCGCCCUCUGCAGGAGGAAGAAAGUAGUACCAUCUCUUUCAGGGCCAGUUUAUUUGUGAAGCACAGCACUGAUGGGCCACAUACACAUCAUACUGUUUCUAAUAUUACAGGUUUGUUUUGAAGCCAGUACUUUUUUUUACACUUUACAUUUAAUAUUUGAAACAUUUAGCCAGAAAUAUCAAUAUCGUUCGGUAGGAGACAAGAAGAUGCUUAAUGUGUUUUAUCUCAUACGUCAUCUUAGGGUUUAUUUUUAUAAUGAAGUUGUAUAGUUCAUAUACUAGUGUUUUUGUUUGUUUGUUUGUUUAUUUGUUUUUCUACCCUUUCAAAAACUGACAGCAAGUGGAAAUAUUUCAAACUUAAAAUAUACAUAAAGUAUAUAAAAACAUUUUCAUUUACAAAUUUACAGCUUUUCCAAUAGAACAAGACUCUUUAAAGCGUCUUUGAGGAAAUACUCCACUAAAGAUAUUUACAUUUACUCACCAAGAUGCCACCAAGAGCGAGGGCAACUUCACACACGCGUGUGUGAACAGACGAACAGAAAUAUUGCAGUUAUUCCAGCAUGCUGUGUUUAUGUACGUGAAUCUGUUGAAAAUGAUGUGUUUCUGUAUCAUCAGCAUUAUCACUGACUGUAUUAGAGCACAGAAGAAACAAGCAGCUCAUUCAAAAUGAUUUUUGUUCAUGAUUUUACUUUCUUAGUGAACUUAAUUAUCCUAAUAAAUAUCUCACUCCUUAAAA